AUGAGAAGUGGCGCCACCGACAUGCCAUUACAACUUGAAUUUGAUCACAGAUUCAGCAGAGCCAUUAAGGAACGUUUGAAAAGGCAAUGUUCUACACCAUUUGCUUACUUUACAGCCCCAAAGUCCUACUACCCACAGGUUUUCACCUCAACCAAUUACAAGGAUUUACCAAAGUUACAUCCUCCAAAGGCACACAGGCUAUCUGAGAAGCAAGUGAAUGAAAUGAGGAACUGGAGGGCAAUGUAUGAUCAGAGCGUCCCCCAGAAAACAGCGCGAAACAUGACUACAAAGGACAAUCCAGGAACGCUUCCUAUAAUCUGUAUGCAGCCGAUUCUCCAACUGUACAGCCUAUAGAUUUUGCCACGUUGAGUGAAUCAGCAGCGGUUUCAUCGGCGCACAAGGAAACAACAGAGACUCUAUAUAAAUUUAGCCAGAUUGUCUGUGUCAAAACUGAUUCCAGUGAUACUCAUCAGUUGUUCGUAAUAGCACUUCUGCAAGAGAAUGUGAGUGUUGGCAUGAAGAGGGUGAAAGCCAAAGUGUUCAAUCAAGAUCCUUUCAAUCCAGUGCUGUUUACGGAAGAGGAAGAGAAAUUUGUGGAAGUGAACAACAUCGUUUGCGAUUUGACAUGCUAUAACUACCAUGAAGAUAUUGUUGAGCUUAAUGAUAGUGAUCUUACUCUUCUACUUGAUAUGCUUCAGCAUACCAAUGAAGUCGUCACAAUCACAGAAGCAGAUACAAUGAGGCAAACUGCAGUGACAGAAGCCUCAGUCGACGAAGUUCAAGAUCAGUCAACACGAAUCCCGAGGAGAAGAAAAAGGCGGUUUGAAGACGAUUUUUUCUACUAUGAAUAGAAAGGUUAGUAACCAUACAAACAGGGGACAAUUCUAAUAAUUUUUGGGAUCAUGGGAACAGCACAAAACAUUUUUGGGAUCAAGGGAACUUAAACUAAAAUAUUUUAGGGAGCAAGUGGCUUUUUUAAAUGGGAACAGGGGAUCAAAUAAAAAAAAAUUAAGGGAUCAAGGGAACAUGUACCACCCCUGGGAGGGGCUCGUUAGUGCACUUCGGCUGCAACUUAGUUAAUUUAAUGUAGAGAUGAACUUUUCACAGACAGUGGUUGAUUCCUUUACACCCCAAACUACCAGGAAGUGAUAUAUCAAACUCUAACACAGGAAAUGGCUAUUUUGAGCCAAACAGGAACGGUCUUUCUCCGAAAAUCAGGAUUGAGUAAAAUAACUUGUAUAGUUGUAUUAAUGAUUAUAUGAAACUUUAAAUCACCAGCUUACCGACCAUUUUACAUAAGGCACAUAAGGUGAAACUAUGACUUAAUUAUAUAUUCAUGGUAAGGGAAGUUGAUCAGAAAAAACAAUCGCGUAGCAACUCAAAACAUGAAAUAAAUAUUAUUGCUAAUUUAUGCAACGAGCGAGAUAUUUUCAUCUGCCCUUAUAGCCUGCUUAUAUUUUCAUCUGCCCUUAUAUUUUAAUGCACAAGUCCAUAAAAUUAAGACGGUGCAUCAAAGUUUUAUUCAGUCAAUCAAUUAAAAGUCUCUGUUUUGCGGACAAUCUUUGUGGACAAUCGUGUUUUGUAGACAUAUAUAGUUUAAAUAUGCGUAGAUAAAGGAAGUUGACUGAUCAGAAAACAGACAACCGGAUCAGCUCAAAAUAUAAAAAAAACAAUGAUAAUAUCGGCACCCGACCAUUGGAAUGUUAUUAAUAUUUCGCACCUUCCAAACUGUCUUCAAUUGAAUCUCUAGUUUGUAUGAAUUUACAAGCAUAGUGAACCAGAAGUGUUAAAAAUUCAGCAUAAUAUAUAUCUAAUAUUUUACAACUGUAGCACUGAAUUUAGAAUGUAAACAAAGCGUUUGUUUACAUUACGGACUUUACAACAUCUUUAACUAAUUAUAGUCUAAAACUCUACAUCAUUAUGCAAUGACUGAUAAGGAGGUCUAGCAACUGAAGACAACCCGCCGAGCGGCCAAAGACGUAGUAACUUCCUGUUUUGGAGCUUAUAUAUAUAUCCUGCUUGCAGCUCGAGGUAGCAUAAAGUAGAAACAACAACUGCAGGUUAAGAAGUUCGUCUGUACGAUUAAGUUAGAGUUUAAUAGAAGCACUCAGAUACCUUUCUGCAAGAUGAAGUGGCUGUUUGUAUGUGUGUGGGUUUGUUUAUUGUACGCUACUGUUGGUAAGUUUAUAUACGGUUGUUUUAUUUGCUACCAAACCUUUGUACCACCUUGAAUUUCUAUUUUUGUUAUUUAGCAAACGCUUCAGCUGAAGAAGCAAAAGUGAGAAAUCGUCGUGCUCUGUGUGGAGGCAAAUCGUACGAUCAUAGAUUCAGCGUUUGCUGUGGUGGUAAUAUUCUCUGGAAAGGAAAUGGUGCUUCGUGCUGUGGAACUCGCAACUACGAUCGUAGAUUCCGCGUUUGCUGUGGCGGUAAAAUUCUCUGGAAAGGAAAUGGUGCUUCGUGCUGUGGAAAUCGCAACUACGAUCAUAGAUUCCGCGUUUGCUGUGGUGGUAAUAUUCUCUGGAAAGGAAAUGGUGCUUCGUGCUGUGGAAAUCGCAACUACGAUUAUAGAUUCCGUAAAUGUUGUCCAGGAAACGUAAUAAAAUCCUGGUGUUGA
This is a messenger RNA of Paramuricea clavata, 2614 nucleotides long. NCBI's taxonomy places the organism in Eukaryota, Metazoa, Cnidaria, Anthozoa, Malacalcyonacea, Plexauridae. The record is from the annotation of a GenBank genome assembly.